Molecule: messenger RNA, 4780 nt
Organism: Musa acuminata subsp. malaccensis (wild Malaysian banana)
Lineage: Eukaryota; Viridiplantae; Streptophyta; Magnoliopsida; Zingiberales; Musaceae
Product: pentatricopeptide repeat-containing protein At2g35030, mitochondrial
Molecular function (GO): protein binding
Source: RefSeq, a predicted model, not a curated record
CCCUCCAUGAAAUGAAAUGUUCGUGGCGGUGGUUUACCUUCGUAUCAGGAUACCACAGGUAGCCUUACCAUCGCUCUUUUUCUCUUUCGGCGCGCGAAAGCUGAUCCCCGUCUCCGCCUUACGCCACAUCUCCUCUCAUCCUCAGCGACCACCGCCGUGCUCGCGCUCCAUUAAUGGACCGCCGGGGAUCUCCACUUCACGCCCUGACCACAGCGUCGAUCCGCGCGUCGCACGAGCCAACUAUGGCAUCACCCAACUCAGUCGCCAGGGCAAGAUGGCGGACGCCCGACAGCUGUUCGACGAAACGCCCCACAAGGACGUCAUCUCCUGGACCUCAAUGAUCUCCGGCUAUGUAAGAUGCGGUAUGCUCCGCGAGGCCCGAGCGCUCUUCGAACGCUCCGACUCGGAGAAGAACGUCGUUACCUGGACCGCUUUGCUCUCUGGCUACAUCCGUUCGAGGCAUAUCAGGGAGGCCGAGGAGCUGUUCGGUCGGAUGCCUGAAAAGAAUGUCGUAUCAUGGAACACGAUGAUCUCUGGGUAUGCUGAGAACGGCUUUGUUGAUGAGGCCUGUGAGUUGUUCCGACGGAUGCCAGAGAGGAAUAUUGUGUCCUGGAACACAAUUGUGACUGCCUUGGCUCAAUCUGGUCGGGUUGAUGAAGCUUACUGUCUCUUUGAAAGAAUACCGCAGAGGGAUGUGAUAUCGUGGACUUCGAUGGUCACAGGCUUGUCACAGAAUGGGAGGGUCGAUGAGGCUCGUGCUGUCUUUGAUAGGAUGCCAGAGCGAAAUGUGGUUUCCUGGAACGCAAUGGUAUCGGGUUAUGCCCAGAAUUCAAGGCUGGAGGAAGCAUUGGAUCUUUUCGUCAAGAUGCCUGAGAGGGAUAUCAUAUCCUGGAACAUGAUGAUCACUGGGUUUAUACAGAAUAGAAAUUUGAAGAGGGCUCGAGAGUUGUUCGACAAUAUGAACGAGAAAAAUGUGAUCACUUGGACUACAAUGAUCACAGGAUAUGUGGAAGAUGAGCAGAAUGAGGUGGCUUUGAAGAUGUUCUUGGAGAUGUUAAUGGAUGGUGUUAAGCCAAAUCAAGGAACAUUUGUCAAUGUCUUGGCUGCUGUUAGCAAUUUAGCAGCUUUCCUUGAAGGGCAGCAGAUUCAUCAGAUUGUUAGCAAAACCGUCUUCCAGUUUGAUACUUUUGUGAGUUCUGCUAUAAUGAACAUGUACUCCAAGUGUGGUGAGAUUGGAACAGCUAGGAAAGUGUUUGACUUAUCAGACCAGAAGGAUUUGGUAUCUUGGAACGGAAUGAUUGCAGCAUACGCUCAUCAUGGGAAUGGGCAAGAGGCAAUAAGCCUAUUUAGAGAGAUGCAUCAGAAUGGAUUCAAACCUAAUGAUGUGACAUAUGUGGGAUUGCUCUCAGCAUGUAGUCAUUCGGGUUUGUUUGAUGAGGGGCUUAAUAUUUUCAAGUCUAUAAUGAAGGAUCCAUCAGUUGAAGUGCGAGAAGACCAUUAUGCUUGCUUGGUAGACCUUUGUGGCCGAGCUGGCCGACUUCAGGAGGCUGCAAGCUUUAUUAAGGGGCUAAAGAUUGGCCCUUCAGCAACCUGUGUUUGGGGGGCACUUCUCAGUGGUUCUAAUAUCCACGGGGACAUGCAAAUUGGGAACUUAGCAGCCAAGAAGCUCAUGGAGGCAGAGCCCAAUAAUGCUGGGUCUUACAUGCUGUUAUCAAACAUUUAUGCUUCAGCUGGUAGAUGGAAGGAAGCAGCAAAGAUAAGGUUACAGAUGAAAGGUAAAGGACUAAAGAAACAACCUGGAUGCAGUUGGAUUGAGGUGGGCAAUAGAGUCCAUGUGUUUGUGGUACGUGAUAAAUCUCACAUUGACUCUCAGAGGAUUUACACUCUGUUGCAUGAUCUUCAUGACAAAAUGAAGAGAACUGGAUAUGUGCCUGCUACAAAUCAUUCUCUAGUUGAGGAUGAGUUGAUGACCAUGUAAGUUGUGCUUCCUUUUAGAUUGGAGAAUAACCAUUGGUAAGUGGAGAAGAGGUUGCACUGUGGAUCUAUUGUGUGGCUCAUUAGUAUGCGAAUGGCCCUUGAAAUUAGGUUUCUUUCCUUACUUGAGUGAAGAACAACCUCAUACCAGGUUAAUCUCAAGCCAAAAAAGGCUUAUCCGUUCACACUUGUUGCUUUGACAACACACUGCAGAUUGAUUGUAUAUCAUUCUGAUGUUGCCUACUGUCAGAAGGUCAAGUGAAAGGUAAGAGAAGGAUCAUGUUCAUCUGCUGACUUGUUCUACGUCCCUGCUAAAGUUGAGCUUGUGAACAAAGAAAAAUGAAGACUGCAACAACAUUAGCUCAGUUAACAGGAUGAUUCUCUUCUGUCCAAAAGAAGAUCAAUUUCUUUAGAAUGUGGCUAAGUGUUAGGAAAAACAGUGUCGUAGGUUCGUGUACCUCAUCCAACUCUUUUUGAUAUCAGAAAAAGUCAAAAGCCACCUAUGACUUAUUUAUGUCCUAUGUAGUAUGAGCUUUGACUAAUCUCAAAAUAAUAGUUGUGGCAUCCAUUUCCGAGGGCGGCUGCUGAAUCCUCAAAAAAAUUGUGGAGUGCUUAUAUUCAGAUAUAAGAAACAGCACAUAUAUAAUAGAUCUACUGGAGAAAUGCUAGCCCUUCAGGCAUUUGUUUAAUGCUGUAAUCUUUCAGGGCACACCACCUACAUCAAUUGACCAUAAGUUUAGUGUUCUUUAACUACUAUGACAAGGUCAACCAUAAUUUUGUAUAAGGUCUGAAGCCAUGUGAUUUGCAACAAAAGCUGCUCUCUUUAACUUUCUACUCUAUUAUUAUAUCAGCCAAGAGGCACUGCUUCCAUGACCUUAUUAUUGUGUUCAUCAAGCGAGAGAGACGAUGACAGCAACUUCUAUAAGAUCCAUAUAUAUAGUAUGCUCUGAUGCAAGUUUCGGGCUUUGAGAAAAGGAUAGUUGACUUGGUAGUGCUGCCGCCAUCCAUAGAAGGUCCAGUCGGAAUGCAGCCAUGAGAUGGUCUUUUCUGUGGCUUUCACGUCUCAACUAAUUCCAAACAAUGACUGAUUCACCUCUUGAAUGCUUCUUCAUUGAGCUUGCUGAUGGAAGUCCAUGUAGUUUGGCAUCAGUCUUUGGAUGUCCAAGAAAGAAGAGGUAUCAGAACCAGAUAAACCUCAGCUUUGGAACAGAAGAGGUUCCUAAUACUGAGAUGAAAAUAAAGUUCUGAAGAGCCUUGAUUUCAGUAUAUGAACCAUUUGUUCUCGAAGCACUUCUGGCUAUUUGUUCAUCAAACUAUAACAUAGUGAGUACUCUCAUUUCCUAAGUUCUAACAUCAUCGGAAACGAAGACAUCAAGAGUAAUUAGAUGAAAACAUGGAGAAUAUGAGAAGACUAAAAGUACAAGGUACCAUGCAUACUUUGAAUUUCUUCUCAUACAUUCCCCCUCUUUAUCUACGAUAUGUUGUGGUGCUAUCAGAUGCCAAAUUCAGAGUCAUCAACCUUCAUCAAAGUCUCUCCUGGGGCCACCAUUGUUGCCACCACGGGAAUCAUCUAAGGAGGUGCAAUGCUCAUUGUGAUAGCUAUUUUGAACAUAAAAUGUGUCCGGAAGACCAAAUUGCAGUCAGUCUCUGCGCAAGAGCAUUCAACCAAUGACACUGCAACUAGUUCUCAUAGCUCUGCCUUGCGAAAGGAUUUGAGCAUUGAAAUGGAUACCAUCUAUCAAUUUAUUGAAAAUACCGAGAAAGAGAUGCCCAUGAGAUUUACACCUUGGCAUCUGAUGCACUUUGCUGACAAUUAGACAGAGAUACUCGGAUCAGGUGGCUUCGGAGUAGUCUACAAAGGUCAGCUUCCCGAUGGACAGAAGGUGGCAGUCAAGGUCCUCCAUGGAUUGACCUUGGACAAGAGAGCCGAGGAGCAGUUAUGGCAGUUGAUUCAAUCAGCAGAGCUUGUCAUACCAACCUGGUCAGGCUCUAUCGGUUCUACUUCGACAACUUUGUGAAAGCACUAGUUUAUGAGUUCAUGGAGAAUGGGUCGCUUGAUCUCUAUCUUCUUCAUCAGAACAACAGGACCGACUGGGGAAGGCUACUAGAGAAUGCAAUUGGGAUAGCCAAGGGAAUCAGACACCUGCAUGAGUAGUGCCAGCAGAAGAUAGUACAUUACGACAUCAUGCCCGGUAUACUCCUUGAUUGGAACCUCAUGCCGAAGAUUUCUGACUUCGGAUUGGAAAGACUGCUACCGCAUGAAUGCUCAUGCAACACUCACAGGAACCAGGGGAAAUCCCGGAUAUGCUGAUCCAGAGCUGUGGAUGCCAUUGCCUAUGACUCAGAACUGCUAUGUCUACAGCUUUGGGGUGGUUCUGGGAAAGAAGCUUGAUGUAAGAUGAGGAGAGAGGCUUGAAUGAGGAGAACCCAAGGGCGAGAUAUCUAGGACAAUGUAAUAGCGCUGUCGUGUGUUCAGUAUCACCCACAGGCGAGACGUUCCAUGAACAGUAUGGUAAGAAAGCUCGAGGAGGAAGAGGAGAUCUCCAUGUCUUCAGACCCAUUUCAGUAUAUCUUCCAUCACAUCUUUCAAGUCCAGCUCCAUGGGUAAUUGGUAUCCUGGAAAGUUCAACUAGCACAGGAACUGCCACAAGUGAUCUGAUGCAUAGAUAAUGAAGUUCUCUUCUCAUCAUUUAUUCUGGUAUUGUCAGUCAAAAUGGUCUCUUUUUGUUUUGUUUUGUUCUUCUUCCUUUGCUUCCAUAAAAAGACAUCAUAUGGUGCAAAAGAAAUUAGCUGACUUUCCAAGAAA